AUGUCAAAGCUCUGGAACUUCCUUGCCAUGAUCUGGUAUCAGCUGACUUUCAAGCCUCAGCCACUCCCCGGUGAUAUUCGACUUGAUGGACUAACGGCCAUCGUGACGGGCGCGAAUGUUGGCCUAGGCUUCGAAGCCGCUAAGGAGCUAGCAUCUCACGGGCUAUCAAGGUUGAUUUUAGCUGUGCGUGAUCUAUCCAAGGGAGAAGCAGCCAAGGCCGAAAUUUCUCGGGAGGCACCUGAAUGCGAAAUUCUGGUAUGGCAACUAGAUCAGGAAUCAUGGGCAAGUAUGGUGGCAUUCGCUAGGCGCGUGAGCACCGAACUUGAUCGUCUCGACAUCGUGUUGCUGAAUGCGGGGCUGAAACGGCUUGAGUUUACUCGGUCGCCGACAGGCCACGAGGCACACAUUCAAAUCAACCACCUCGGCACAGCACUGCUGUCGCUGCUACUCGUGGAACCCCUGCGACGAACAGCGCGACAGACUGGAAGGCCUAGUAGAAUGACCAUCACAGCGUCUAGCGUCGCCUUUGCGGCCCCCGAGCAGGACAUCCUGGAGCCCAAAGGUGGAAAAGGCAUCAUUCCCUGGCUCGAUGAUCCGACUUCGUUUACCCCAGGUGACAGUCGCUAUAGCCUUUCAAAGCUGAUAGAUGUGUUAUGGACACGCGCCCUCGCUGCCCGCCUCGAUCCUACCGAUAUCAUACUCAAUACUCUCAAUCCUGGGUGUUGUAAAAGUGCGUUCCACCGCGCAGAUGCGACCGCAGAAUGGGCUUCAAAUUAUCUGGCCUGGACUAGCGCCGAGGGUGGUUACCACUUAACGGAUGCUGUUGUGCGACACCCGGAUAGCCACGGUGAAUAUUUGAGUGAGCAAAGGAUUAGACCCGUUCCCAGUAUCGCAUUGUCGGCCAAGGGUAAGGAGGUCCAAAGGAAGUUAUGGGAUGAGACGAUAUCUUUAUUCAAAGCGGAGUGCCCAGAUGCUAAUAUCGAAGAAUUCGCUAGAGGUGAAUAG
Daldinia childiae is the source of this 1005-nucleotide messenger RNA. Its product is annotated as Short-chain dehydrogenase TIC 32, chloroplastic. Lineage: Eukaryota; Fungi; Ascomycota; Sordariomycetes; Xylariales; Hypoxylaceae. The transcript is spliced from 2 exons. The record is from RefSeq and is a predicted model, not a curated record. Bases 1 to 1005 code for a protein of 334 amino acids.